AUAAUACUUCAGUUUGACUAGUUCGCACGACCUGUCGAGUCGAUGUUGAUUGCACCUUCUGCUUCUGACAAAUCGUUGGCUGCUUUACAUAUGAAAAAAUGUGCCCUUUUCCUCUUUUAAAGUGCGUUCUUCUUCAUUUCGCUCCAAUUGGCGACCUGUUGGCUAGCUACCGACUUCUUAUCACUAUUCGCUUGCAUUUGCACAAUGAUCAUCUUGAGAUAAAUCUAUCACAGCCUGACCUUUAUCUUUUCUGUGACCAUGAAAUCUACACAUUCUGUUUCCACCGCUGCAAAUAUUUCUGCAUCAAAUCUUUGUAGCCUGGGGACAUUCGUUUGCUAAGAAAAUGACUUCUUGAAAUUACGCAAAGAUACAAGUGAGAUCAUCAGGACGACAUUUGGAAUGUUCGCGCUGCACAUACCGAGAGGAAGAUCUAGGCGCUCCUUCAUCGUCACACGCCCUAUUGUCUAUGUCGAAUAAAUUAAAGUUGCAUUUGUGCUCGAUCAAUAGGAGAGCCUUGAAUGUUUACGGCGCGCGAAAGGGCACGGUGUUUCUAAUCAAUAAGUCCACUUACACUUCAGUUAUCCAACGAAUUGCAGAAUCCAAGAGAAAAGUAUUUGACACGCAAAUUUGGAGGUGAAUUGCUAGU
This is a messenger RNA of Plasmopara halstedii, 646 nucleotides long. RefSeq lists its product as uncharacterized. The record is from RefSeq and is a predicted model, not a curated record. Lineage: Eukaryota; Oomycota; Peronosporomycetes; Peronosporales; Peronosporaceae. The coding region runs from base 99 to 317 and encodes 72 amino acids. The transcript has a single exon.